This is a messenger RNA of Ceratosolen solmsi marchali, 534 nucleotides long. Its product is annotated as probable salivary secreted peptide. The record is from RefSeq and is a predicted model, not a curated record. Bases 82 to 495 code for a protein of 137 amino acids. The transcript has a single exon. Lineage: Eukaryota; Metazoa; Arthropoda; Insecta; Hymenoptera; Agaonidae.
UUGGAAAGAACCGAGGGUUGAAAUAUAUUUGCCAAUAGAAGAAAAAAUUACAGGUGAAUAUUAAGAAAGUGACGCAUUAUAAUGUCCAACAGCAAAUACAUUUGCGCCGUGUAUUUUAUUGUGAUAUUAACAGCCGUUUUUAUCGACGUUUCGUCGAAUUACGUACAAAAUUAUGCCUACUAUAAAGCAAAUAACAAAUCGCACAACCUAAUAAUAGGUAAUAGGCAGUUGUACGAUUGUUUGGUGCAUCAAGAGAAUGUCAUUAAGUCGUCCAAGUGGCUGCAGGUGAUCGAAGUGUAUAAAACCUUUAACAUCAGUCGUCACAGCAGAAUCACACAGAUACGUGCUUUAGACAAAAAGACCAAUGGAAAUGGAGCGAUGGUUAGUAAUGUUACGUAUGGGGUGGGAUACAGCAAUUUAACCUUGAAAUUUAAAAGCCAGAGGAGUCACGGCAUUAAUUUUGUUGUCGAGUUGUACGCAAAGCCAUGCUACUAAAGCUGUAUCGAUAAAAUUAUUUGUCAAUGUCUUGUUAAA